Messenger RNA from Hibiscus syriacus, 1397 nucleotides. RefSeq names its product gibberellin 20 oxidase 1-D-like. Gene Ontology annotation, biological process: gibberellin biosynthetic process; response to light stimulus; flower development. Gene Ontology annotation, molecular function: gibberellin 20-oxidase activity. NCBI's taxonomy places the organism in Eukaryota, Viridiplantae, Streptophyta, Magnoliopsida, Malvales, Malvaceae. The coding region runs from base 121 to 1224 and encodes 367 amino acids. The transcript has 3 exons. The record is from RefSeq and is a predicted model, not a curated record.
UCAUCCUAUGCUUCUCUUAUUUAAACCCACUUUUGCUCCUCUUCAGUUCUCACAACCUGCUCGAUUUUUUUUCCUCUCCAGAAACCUAAACAAAAAGCAUUCAAGUUGUGAAAGCUGAAAAUGGUUCAUUAUCUGCCAAAGGAUGAGAAUCUUGCUUUAGCUUUCGAUGGAUCCGAAUCCAAUAUACCCCGUCAGUUCAUAUGGCCCGACGACGAGAAACCAUGCCUCGACGCACCGGAACUCGUGAUUCCCACGAUCGACGUGGGAGCUCUCGUGUGCGGGGGUGACCCUCUUGCCGUGUCGAGAGCGGCGGAGGCAGUGAACGAGGCAUGCAAGAAGCAUGGGUUUUUCAUGGUCGUAAACCAUGGGGUGGAUUCCGGGCUUAUAGUCAGAGCUCAACGGUACAUGGACGUGUUCUUUGGCAUGCAACUCUCCGAGAAGCAAAAGGCGCUGAGAAAAGUAGGGGAAAGCUAUGGGUAUGCCAGUAGUUUCGUUGGUAGGUUUUCCUCCAAGUUGCCAUGGAAAGAAACACUUUCUUUUCGAUUUCGACCUGACACUCCAAACAUCGUCCACCACUAUAUGGUCAACCGGAUGGGUGAAGAUUUUCAAGAUUUCGGAAGGAUUUAUCAGGAAUAUUGUGAAGCCAUGAACAAAUUAUCUCUGAAGUUAAUGGAGCUGCUAGGGGCAAGUCUAGGACUUGACCAAGCCUACUUCAAAGACUUCUUCCAAGAAAAUGAUUCAAUCUUGAGACUGAACCACUAUCCGCCAUGCCAAAAGCCGAAUUCGACACUCGGAACCGGUCCUCACUCCGAUCCCACUUCCUUAACAAUCCUUCACCAGGAUCAAGUUGGUGGCCUUCAAGUGUUUUCAGAUGAAAAGUGGCACUCCAUUGCUCCCAUCCCAGGAGCUUUCGUUGUCAACGUUGGCGACACAUUCAUGGCUCUAUCGAACGGCAUUUACAAGAGCUGCUUACACAGAGCAGUAGUGAAUAAUCGAAGUGUUAGAAGAUCACUCGCAUUCUUUCUAUGUCCAAAGAUGGAUAAGGCGGUAACACCAGCAGCCUGCUUAGUGAACGCAGCAAAUCCAAGGAGAUACCCGACCUUUACGUGGGCAAGUUUGCUGGAAUUUACGCAGAUACAUUACCGCGCUGACAUGAAAACUCUCGAUGCAUUCUCCAAAUGGGUUCAAGAACAAGAAUCAAACAAAAAUGCAAUAGCACCUUAAGCAAUGAUUUUGGGAUAUUAAAUGAAAUACGAGGGAAGCAUUUAUUUUCUUGUUCAUGGUGGGUCUAAGAUAGAGAGAUACAGAAGGAAAAGGAACAAUAGUAUAUAGGAGAAGCUUAAUUAGUCCUUCGGAGAAUUAUUUGACUUAUUUAUAAAUUUUAAAUCUCUUAUUUC